Molecule: messenger RNA, 5226 nt
Organism: Leptidea sinapis
Lineage: Eukaryota; Metazoa; Arthropoda; Insecta; Lepidoptera; Pieridae
Exons: 1
Coding region: 1-5226 (1741 amino acids)
Biological process (GO): DNA integration
Molecular function (GO): zinc ion binding; nucleic acid binding
Source: RefSeq, a predicted model, not a curated record
AUGGCGGAUAAAAAGAUCAAACUAAAUAUCACACAGAUGAUUCAGAACUCAACUAAAAUUGAAAAAUUACUCACAAAUUCAAAAAAAUGCGCUACUGAUAAACGAACAAGAGGUUUUUUGGAUUCACGGAUGGAGAUUUUACAAGAUUAUUGGUCUAGUUAUUCCAAGUCUUUUGAGACUCUUUCUGUAUCGAUAGAUGCUGAAACGUUACAAACAGACUACAAUCUUGUCUUAGAGGAAAACUUUGAACGCACUGAAGAAUAUUACCUGGAGCUAAUGACAUGGCUUAAAGAUAAAUUGUAUGAGCUAAAAGAGGAGAAAUAUGAAGGUUUAAACUCUGAGACUUCGUUGGAAGUUUCAAAGAUGAGACCAAAACUUCCACCAAUCUCCAUACCACAAUUUUCUGGCGAUUACAGUCAGUGGAUGAGUUUUAGAGAUUUGUUUCGCUCUCUAAUACAUAAUGAUGAUCGUUUGACUAAAAUUGAGAAACAUCAUUAUCUGAAGUCAAGUUUAUCUGGAGAAGCUGAACAACUACUAAAAAAUUACUCACUAACGGAAGCUAACUAUGAUGACGCCUGGAAAAAAUUAAAUGAGAGAUAUGAAAAUAAGAGAAUGAUAGUCAACAAUAUCCUCAGUCGUUUCUUAAGUCAAAAGGCAUUGACAACUGAAUCUGCAAAGGGUAUAAAAGAUCUUCUAGACACCUCUAGCCAAUGUCUCACUUCCUUAACAAAUUUGAAGGUCGAUUCCUGGAAUUCUAUAGUCGUGCACAUCCUUGUCUCAAAGUUGGACAUUGAAUCUCACAAACUUUGGGAACAAUCAUUAGAAAAUUCCACAAGCAUUCCUACCUAUGAGGACCUUAUAAGUUUUCUAGAGAAACGUUUCCGAACUAUGGAAAUGGUCAACAUUUCACAACCUCCACAACGACAUACUCCAAAAACUGUUCAACAAUCACCGAGAGCAACAACUGCCAAAAGUUUUGCUACUGAAGUUGAAAACACUUGUACUUUUUGCUCACAGAACCACUAUAUUUGCCACUGCAAAGGUUUUGCCUCACUCCCCGUUCCUGAACGUCAAGAUUUUGUUAAGAAAAACAACAUAUGCUUUAACUGCCUCGUGAAAGGUCACUCAGUAUUCAACUGUAGACAAAGCACAGUCUGCAAAAAGUGUGGUCGUCGUCAUCAUACGUUAAUUCACUUCACCUCUCCUAAGGAUGACAACGCUGGUGAUACUGCUAAAGAGAGAGAUAGCCCAAAAGGAAAUGGCACUGCUGGACCCAAGACUUCUUGCAACGUCAGUGUGAACCUGAAAGCUGAAACAAAUGAUGAUCUGGUUAUUUUAGCUACUGCUGUAGUUUAUGUAGAUUCAAAGAACAGUGGUACUUACGCAUUGAGAGCUCUUGUUGAUCAGGGUUCACAGGGUUCUUUCAUUUCCGAAGGAGCUGCGCAGUUGUUAAAGCUUAAUCGUAUUCCAGUUAAUGGCAAAAUCUCUGGAAUAUCUAAUUCAUCGGUGGUAACUACAAAGUCCAUGGUCUCACUUACAGUCCACUCCACAAAAGAUAAUGCAUCCACUUUCAAAGUCAAUGCAUAUGUUUUAAGAAAACUCACAUCAUUGUUGCCUUCACGAGAAUUUCCACAAGAUACCUGGCCUUUAUCUAUGCAGUUGGAUCUGGCUGAUCCAAACUUUCACAAGCCAGGGUCUAUUGAUAUCUUGCUCGGUGCUGACGUGCAUGCUUACAUACUUCUGGAAGGCUUACACAAGUCAAAUUCUCUUAUUGCACUCAACUCUCGCCUUGGUUGGUUAAUAUCAGGCAGAGUUUCACAAACUGAUUCAGUAGCGUAUGAACACAAUAUGGUCGUUAUGCAAACGAAGGUUGAGACAGAUCAGUUACUCAGACGAUUCUGGGAGAUAGAAGAGAAUUUACCACACAAGAAACCAAUGACCGAUUUAGAAAUACAAUGUGAAGAACACUUCAAAAACACUCACACUCGCAAUGACGUCGGUCGUUACAUAGUACGCUUACCAUUCAAAGAAGAUCCACCCACAAACCUUGGUGAUGCUAAACCUCUUGCUAUCAGCCGCUUACAACAGAUGGAGAAACGUUUUACACGCAAGCCUGAAUUCAAGGAAGAAUAUCACACAUUUUUGAAGCAGUAUGAAUCACAAGGUCAUAUGAUGAUGGUACCUGAAAAGGAAACAGAAACACAGAAAGUAUAUUACUUACCUCAUCACGCUGUUCUUAGGUCGACGAGUCUAAGCACGAAGCUACGUGUAGUUUUCGACGGAAGUGCUGCACCUGAAAAAGGAAAAUCAUUAAACGAUGAACUUCUAAUUGGUUGUUCUCUUCAACAAGAUAUUAGAGAUUUAAUAACUAGAUGGAGACAACACAAAUUUUGCUUAGUUGCAGAUAUUCGUCAGAUGUAUCGUCGGAUUCUCGUAAAUAAUGAUGACGUUGACUACCAGAGAAUCGUAUGGCGAGAAUCUCCAACACAACCUAUAAAAGAAUAUAGACUACUUACCGUUACGUAUGGUACAUCUUGUGCUCCAUUUUUAGCCAUUCGUACACUUCAUCAACUGGCUGAAGAUGAAAAGAAUGAUUUCCCCACUGAAGCUGAAAUCCUGAAAAACGACGUAUACAUGGAUGAUUUGAUGACGGGCGCAUCCACAGUAGGACAAGUUGUGAAGUUACAAAAGGGCCUGACGGAGCUUUUGGCUCGUGGCGGAUUCCCUUUACAUAAGUGGUCAUCAAACAGUAAAGUGGUGCUAUCACAAAUCCCAAAUGUUGACAAAGACUCUGAAAGUGCCAUAAAUAUUAAAGUUGAAGAUACGAUCAAAACAUUAGGUAUUACUUGGAACUCUGACGCAGAUAAUUUUGAACUUAAUGUAAAUUUAAAUUAUUGUUCUACUAAUUCAAUUACCAAAAGAUAUGUAUUGUCCACAAUUGCAAAAUCUUUCGAUCCACUAGGUUGGCUAACACCUGCAAUUAUCAUACUUAAAAUAUUCAUGCAAAAGCUGUGGUUAGCUGGCUUAGACUGGGAUGAAGAAUUACCUACUGAUCUUAAAGUAGAAUGGAAUACUUACCUCGAUCGUUUCACGCAUACUGAAAACAUUCAGUUCCCACGAUGGUUUGGAGUUUCAGAUGACACCACUAAGCGGGAGCUGCAUGGAUUUAGCGAUGCUUCGUGUACUGCUUAUGCUGCAGUAGUGUACCUUAGAGUUUUAGGGAAUGAGGGUGAAGUAAAAGUUUACCUUGUUAUUGCAAAAUCUAAAGUUGCCCCAGUAAAACAAAUUUCUGUUCCACGUCUUGAACUCUGUGGUGCAGUGCUAUUGGCAAAAUUGAUCCAACAUGUUAAAACUAUUUUAAAUAUACCCGACGAUGAUGUAUUCACCUGGACGGACUCUACCAUCGUUUUGGCAUGGCUGCGUAAGACACCAAACACAUGGACUACAUUUGUUGCGAAUCGUACAUCAGAAAUUUUAACUCUCACUAAUAGUAAUCAAUGGCACCAUGUUUGUUCUGCGAACAAUCCCGCUGAUUUAGCAUCGCGUGGAACCUUCCCAAAUGAUCUGCAGCAGUCAAAUCUAUGGUGGAGUGGUCCUCAAUUUUUACAUGACACGGAUGGAUUUGAACUUUCCCCCGUUGAUAUUCCCUCGACAGAUUUAGAAAUGAAAGCUACUACCAAAAUAUUGUGUAAUGUUAAUUUUAUCGAAAAGGAUGAUGCAAUUUCUUAUCUAAAACGAUUCUCAACGCUGUCAAAAUUAAUUCGGGUUACUGCCUAUUGUUGUCGUUAUUUUAAUCUACUCAAAGUUAAGAUUACUAAGAAUCCAGUUACUAAAGCUAUUUAUUUGAGUGCUGAUGAACUUGAUGAUGCUCUUAAUCGUUGCAUUAAAUUGUCACAAUCCAUUUCGUUUCGAGAUGAGAUCUCUCACUUGUCAUCAGAGAAACAAGUUCCGAAAUCGAGCAAAAUAUAUGUACUUCAUCCAUUUAUUGACGACGAUGGUAUUGUUCGGGUUGGUGGUCGACUUGCUAAUGCAGAAAUUUCAAAGGAUAUGAAAAAUCCUAUUAUUUUAAGUGGUAAUUGUUUUCUAUCUAAACUUAUCGUUUCAAACGCACAUUUGAAAUCUCUGCAUGGAGGUCACCAAUUAACUUUAAAUGUCAUACGACAAAAAUUUUGGAUUCUACGAGUAAAGAAUUUGGUUAAAUCGACAAUCCAAAAAUGUAUACCUUGUUACAAGCAAAAGGCUACUCCCAAUGUUCCAUUUAUGGCAAACUUACCUAAAUUUCGUGUUAAACCUAGUCGCCCUUUUCUAACAAGUGGAGUAGACUUUUGUGGACCUUUUACAAUGAAACUGUAUCCUGGUAGAUGCAAAAGAACCUGUAAAUCUUAUGUUUGUUUAUUUGUGUGUACCGUAACAAAAGCCAUUCAUCUAGAGUUGGUAACGGACCUUACUUCUGCUGCUUUUAUUGCUGCAUUUCGGCGUUUUACUGCUCGACGUGGUCACUGUAAAGAGAUUUGGAGUGAUCAUGGAACGAACUUUGUAGGCGCGUCCCGUGAACUUGAUCUGGCGUUCAAGGAUUCACAAUCUCUGACGGUUACUGAAGUUUCUGAACUUCUUGCUAAUGAUCGCACACAAUGGAAGUUUAUACCACCUCGUGCCCCACAUUUUGGAGGUAUUUGGGAGUCCGGAGUGAAAAGUAUUAAAGGGCAUUUAAAACGGGUUAUAGGCCAAACUUUUCUCACAUACGAGGAGCUAACUACUCUCUUAUCUCAAGUUGAGGCUUGUGUCAAUUCUCGUCCACUCACACUUAUGAAUUCCACUCUUGACGAACCUCCUUUGACACCUGGUCACUUUCUCAUCGGAGAACCCUUAAUCGGUGUUCCUGAGCCGUCUCUUCUCGAUGUUAAACUCAGUCCGUUAAAUCGAUGGCAUAUAAUUCAACGAAUGGUGCAAAGCUUAUGGAGUCGUUGGCGAAAUGAAUAUCUCACGACCCUGCAACAUCGUUACAAAUGGAACACUAACCAAACUGAUCUCCCUAUUGGAACUGUUGUUUUAGUCAAAGAUGACAUGCUCCCACCAGGAAAAUGGCUUUUGGGACGUAUUAUUCAGAAACACCCAGGAACAGAUGGCAUAACAAGAGUUGUUACAUUAAAAUAUAAGGAUAGUGUUUUUAAGAGACCAAUCGCAAAAUUGUGCCCUCUGCCUCUGGAUGAGCCUGACUCCCUGUAA